Mucor velutinosus is the source of this 729-nucleotide messenger RNA. RefSeq lists its product as uncharacterized. The record is from RefSeq and is a predicted model, not a curated record. Gene Ontology annotation, molecular function: peptidyl-prolyl cis-trans isomerase activity. Bases 1 to 729 code for a protein of 242 amino acids. Gene Ontology annotation, biological process: protein peptidyl-prolyl isomerization. The transcript has 2 exons. Lineage: Eukaryota; Fungi; Mucoromycota; Mucoromycetes; Mucorales; Mucoraceae.
AUGGCACGUAAAGUAUUCCUCGAUAUUGCAAUUGGCGACAUUCCAUCCUACGAGGACGCACUCAAACGCUAUAACAGCGCAAAAUCAUGGGUCAAGCAAUGGCACAGUACCUAUGGAUUUGCCAGCGACGACCUCGAUCAGCUUUCAGCAGAGGAAAAAGAAACACUCACCGACAUUUUAUCCAAUGACCCAACUGCAAGCAGCGAGAAGUGGAUUGUGGAUGCACCUACAGCAUUAGCCGGUGGUCGAGUGGUAAUUGAGUUGUUUGAUAAAGAUUGCCCCAAGACCAGCGAGAACUUUGCUCAGCUUUGCGUGGGUGGUAAAGUAGGUAAAAGCUCAAAGAAACCGUUGCAUUACAAGGACACACGCAUGUUUCGUCUAGUCAACGAUUUCAUGGUUCAGGGAGGCGAUGUUACCCGAGGGGAUGGUUCUGGUGGCGACAGUAUUUACAAUGGCAAAUUCAACGAUGAAAAGCCUGGCCUGGCAAAAAAGUUCAAUGCAACUGGUCUGGUCGCUAUGGCCAACUCUGGCAAAAACUCCAACACAUCUCAAUUCUUCAUCACACUCAGCGACACACACCCUCAGUUUGACAAGAUCAAUGGCAAAUACGUGAUCUUUGGUCAAGUUGUCGAGGGUAGCCUGGACGUAUUGAAAUCCAUCAAUGCGGUAUCCCAGCUCAAAGAGCAACCACAAACUCCCAUUACCAUUACACACUGUGGACAACUAUAG